AUGUUUCUGUGCAGUUUUGAUCUCUUGCACAUCAUCCUUCAGCCCCUUGAGUCUCCGUUUUGGCGAAACAAGGGAGAUGCAAUGGCCGAACCUGAGUGUUGCCAACAUGAACUCAAGCAACCAAUCCCGCAAAGAAACGGCACAGAAAAGGCCAAGCGCAUUACUCAAUGGGAUCCCUGUAUUCAUAACCAACCCAAUGCACCAGUAUGCAGGCAUGCUGCAUCUCUGUCUCGCAGAAAAGACAUGGAGCUUCAUGACUGUUCUACCAAUGAUACAGAAGAUGAAGUUGAUAUUGGAAACUUCGCGUCAUCGGAACUCAAACUGCUUCAGAAUGAUGAUUUCCAGCUCCAGCGACUUAAGGCCAAGAAGCAUGUACUUGCAAUAUUGAAGGACUGGAAAGAGAAGAUGGAGUCCAUCACGCCACCAGAGAAUGAAGUGCACUCUCAAAAACGCUUCACAAUAUCGCCUGGACACCAGAUGGAGCAUGGACAAAUAUAUGAUGAGUAUGAUAUCAGCGACGAUGAUCUCGUUGUGAUAUCCCGUCCUAAGCGCCGCUCCAGAGAUAACCUUCGUCUUGCCUGCCCUUUCUAUGUUUAUGAUCCUGAGAAGUGUCAUCAAUGUCUGUUCACGAGCGACCUUCGAAACAUUUCGGAUGUGAUUGAGCAUUUGUUCCAAUCCCAUUCUCGUCCAUGCUACUGUUUAAACUGUUACGGAAUAUUCGACACACAGAUUUGUCGCGACAAUCAUGUUUUGAAUGAGACAUGCCGACGGCGUGCUCCGGGUCCAUUGUUUGGAUUAUCCGAAUGCCAGAAAUCGAUUCUACUCGAGACAGAGACGCAUUUCACUGAUGAAAUAUCACAAUGGCUUUUCAUUUGGUCCAUCGUGUUUCCAGAGUCUUGCGAACCGCGCCUCCCAUACCUUGAGCAGGGUACUGGGUAA
Fusarium mangiferae is the source of this 939-nucleotide messenger RNA. RefSeq lists its product as uncharacterized. The record is from RefSeq and is a predicted model, not a curated record. Bases 1 to 939 code for a protein of 312 amino acids. NCBI's taxonomy places the organism in Eukaryota, Fungi, Ascomycota, Sordariomycetes, Hypocreales, Nectriaceae. The transcript has a single exon.